UCCACCCUCCGAAGCAGAAGGGUGCGGUGAAGCACCCGGAGGACGCACGAACGCCAGAAGAACAACAGCAGCAGCUCGGAUGUUAUUAUCAAUGGUUAUAAUCGACCUAUAGACCAUCAUCUGGCGUCUCAUCGCUGUGUGCUCCUUCACAACAUGUCGGCCUCUGGCUUUAUCCUGGUGGUCCUCGCCGUGUCUCUGUGGCCCGGAGACUCCCGGUUCAUCAUAGACCCGUUUUCACUCAUCAAACAGAAACCGCUGACAUUCGACAUGUGUUCAGAGUGCAGCCAGGUCGUCCAGAUGUCCGCCAACAUGAUUUCCAGCAGAGAUACCAAGGAGACUGUAUAUGAAACCUUGCAUGCUCUGUGCCAACGCCUCCCAAGAGAAACGGCCUCAGAGUGUGAUUCACAGCUCAAGGUGUAUUUGCCAAAAGUCCUGCAGCAGACACCCGGUCAUCUGAAACCAGGAGAAACCUGUCGGGCUUUUGGACUCUGUGCUGCCCACGAGGAGGAACUGCUGAACCUUCCCCCCCGCGCCACCGACGUGUCCGGCUCUGCACUCGCCUCGGCCACCAGAACCCACCUUAGUGGGCAGUUCAACCCUGCUUGCACCCUGUGUUUGUAUAUUAUCAACAGACUGGAGACCCUAUUGCCCAAAAAUAUGACUGAGGAUGCUUUGAUGAAGAUCAUGGAAGAGGUCUGUGAUCUCGUACCACAGAGCUAUAAGGACCAAUGUGAUGAUUUUGUCGACAAAUAUGGCACGCAGAUUGUCGAAUUCCUCUUAUCGUCUGCUGCACCUCACGCAAUAUGCAGUCUUUUGCACGUCUGUUUGUUCAAGGAGCAGCCUGUUCCAGAGCUGUUCCUUCCCUCGGAUUGUGACUUUUGCCGCACGCUGGCUGCGCUGAGCCGCCUCCAACUGGGUCUCAACGCCACCGAAUCCCAAACUUCCUCUUUCCUCCAAUCUGUGUGUGUCCAUCACCCCAAUGCCAUCCCCAAGUGUGAGGCUUUCACCAAAAUCUACGGCUCCCGACUGCAGAAGGUUUUGGGAAACCAGAUGGACGGCCAACAUGCUUGUGAAAGAGCUGAUCUGUGUGUUGCCGCAAAGAAGUUGGAGCCGCUGGGAAAGAAUCGUUGUACCUGGGGGCCGAGCUACUGGUGCCAAAGCAUUCAGACUGCUCAGAAGUGUGGCAACCAUGCCUUCUGUGAGAAGUACAUGUGGAAGGAGUGAAACAAACUGCCCGCCUGAGAGCA
Molecule: messenger RNA, 1247 nt
Organism: Cyclopterus lumpus (lumpfish)
Lineage: Eukaryota; Metazoa; Chordata; Actinopteri; Perciformes; Cyclopteridae
Gene: sftpbb
Product: surfactant protein Bb
Exons: 11
Coding region: 154-1224 (356 amino acids)
Biological process (GO): sphingolipid metabolic process
Cellular component (GO): lysosome
Source: RefSeq, a predicted model, not a curated record